Molecule: messenger RNA, 2066 nt
Organism: Hymenoscyphus albidus
Lineage: Eukaryota; Fungi; Ascomycota; Leotiomycetes; Helotiales; Helotiaceae
Source: the annotation of a GenBank genome assembly
UCGCAAUAUUGAAUAUGCUUAUCCAAGCUACAAAUGGAAGGCCAAUGGAGUCAAUGGCUAGGGGUUCAUUGUAGGCCAGACAAUUGGUGAGGUUUCAAAAAUGCAGGUGAAUGAUGUGGAUUCAAGUGGCCAGCAUGCGCCCUUACAGCAAUUGAACAAACCCCGCGUCCGUUUGUGAGGCAAGAUCUUCUCUAACAGCCAUCAUCCAACAUGGCUUCCCCGAACCCAAAUUCCAGCCGUGCGAUUCCAACCCAUGGCUUCACAAAGCUCGGAGCCGGAACUCCAAUCCUCGCCAUCCGAGGCGUCCUCUGCAUGUCAUGCUGGAAAGAAUUUUAUCCCGGUUCCUUAAAGAAGUGUACAGGUUGCAAACGCGCAUCAUACUGCUCUACGGAGUGUCAGAAGAAUGAUUGGGGAGAUGGGCAUAAGAGAUUUUGUAAGUUCUCGCGGGGAUUUAAUUCCAGCGCGACUGAGAUCUCUAUGCCUGGGAGAACUUGGGAGGAGUAUAGUGCGGAGAAGGUACGUGAUUCAUGGUGAUUUGAGUCGGGAAAUCCGACAUCGCGCUCCUGCUGAUGGAGCGGAAACGUUGUAGUGGGAGGAAGUGAAAGAAUAUAGGAUAAACGAUCAGCCGUUUGACGGUACUUAUUGCGACGACUGGCGCCUGAUCAUGUAAGUGAGCUCAGUCUUCCGAGAUGUUCUUAAGAAAGGGCAAUUAUGAUGUUCCCUUCCCUUCCUCUUCAUUUUACCUGAUGAAAAGACACAUCUAACAUUUGAAUAGGUAUGAGACAGUAUGUCAAUACUGCUAUCGUUCUGCACUCCAUCUCAAGAAAGACGAGUCACUAAAGCUAUGUCCCACAUGCAGCGUUGCUUCGUUCUGUACAUCAUGCCCGCAAAUCCAUUCAGAAUCGCAAUGUGGACUCUUUGCUGAAUUGGCAUUCGAUGAAAGAUUCGUGGUGGAUUAUCUCCAGCACGAAGGCGAGAACUUUGUCAUCAAUAGAACGCAAAUCCCACGAACUGAACAUAUUCCACUAUCGACGGCAUCAGGAUGUUAGUGCUUCACCUGCGCAAAUCUUUAGGCUCUCUUGGUUGGACAUAAGCUUACUCUCGAUAUCCUAGGGUAUGAUUAUUAUACCAGAAUAUCUGACAAAGCCUACGCUCUCACUCCAUACACAGAUCUAGUCCCACAGCUAGACCACAAUCCCAUUUCCGCACUGGGUUUGAUGAGAAAACUAACGACCUCUCUGGCCCUCCCGUUAACCAUCCUUGCAGGUCUAGAGGCAGUGCUUCCCGAUCUCACAACCCGCAAAAGCAUCAGUCUCCAUUUGAUUGGCGCCUCCGGUCAAGAAACACAACUCUUCCCAGUCUUCUCGGAAAUCUUGCAUCAAUUGCCCUCUCUCCUCUCCCUGAAAAUCUUCGCUGUUGGUUUUGACCUCCCACAGCACCUCGUGGAGAAAUACAAAGCUCAAGGAGAAGCAGUGGAGGUAGCCUGCUGCGACAUCUGCGUUGACAAAGGAUGUUCCCCAUCCCUCGCGUUGUGGAAAGCGGCCUACCACGAUUUCGCCGCCUCAAAUCAGUACGAGAAGCCGGACCUAGCAGUGGCGUUCCAAAGCGGCUUCUCACAAGAGGAUAGAGUGGAGUGGAUGCCUACUAUCAAACACCUAGCUCAAGCUAGUCAUCCGACGUUGUUCACGUGUUACACUGAGUUGGAGAUGCUAGAGGAGACUACCAUCUUCAAAACUAUAGGAGCGAAUUUCCUGAAGCAGCCGGAGAUCAAUAAGUGGAGGAGUUUGGUACCUGUCUUGGACCCCCCUGCAAAAAACGAAGAAGACGAUGGGGAGUUGAAAAGAUUGUAUGGUGGUGAGAAUGUGCAGUUGACGAAUGGACAGGAGGGCAGUGUUUAUUUUCAGCAGUAUUAUUGGUAUGUCAUCGGUCCAAAAGUAAGCUGAGGACUGGGAUUGGGAAAAAGAUUUAGGAAAUGAUGGAGGGAAGGGGGCUAGUGAUAUCUCGCCAAGUCAGCACAUCAAGAUUCUUUCGCAAUGUCUCUGAGGAUUAUCUAUUCUAUCUCUUCG